AUGAACGCCAUUAUCUUGAUAUCUAUUAUUUCCGUAGCCAAUAGUGCAGUCUAUACAUGUUCCAGAUGUAUGGUUGCCAUGGUUCACAUCGGUAAUGUCCCCCGAAUUUUAAACCGUGUUGAUACAAAAGGCCGACCCAUGAACGCUAUCAUAUUCACAUUAUUUUUUGGGCUAUUAUCGUUUGUGGCUGCUAGUGAUAGACAGGCAGAUGUCUUCACCUGGUUAAGUGCCCUUUCUGGAUUAUUCACCAUAUUCCGUUGGAUGGCCAUCAAUUUAUCGCAUAUUAGGGUCAGACAGGCCAUGGCAAAGCAGAAUAGAUCCUUAGAUGAACUUCCAUUUUUGUCUCAAACAGGUGUAUGGGGGUCGUGGUAUGGUACUAUUGUUCUCUUCUCUGACCUAGUGGCAUCUUUUUGGACUUCUUUAUUUCCUUUGGGUGGGACCUCAGCGGAUGCAGAAUUAUUUUUUGAAGUUUUUUUUACCGUUUCCCAUCUUAUUAGCAUGUUACUUUGUCCAUAA
Messenger RNA from Naumovozyma castellii, 516 nucleotides. RefSeq lists its product as uncharacterized. The transcript has a single exon. The record is from RefSeq and is a predicted model, not a curated record. NCBI's taxonomy places the organism in Eukaryota, Fungi, Ascomycota, Saccharomycetes, Saccharomycetales, Saccharomycetaceae. The coding region runs from base 1 to 516 and encodes 171 amino acids.